CUCCUCCUCCUCCUUAUAACACACACACACACACACCCUCUCUGUUACACACAGUAUUAACGGAGAACACAGAAAAGCAGAGAGUUCAUAUCCUGAGAGCUACUGAGAGAUAAUACAGAAGAAGAGCCAGCAUGACAAAAAUGUCGACGUGGACCACAGAGACAGCGGAGAUGAUGGAGACCUCUCCACCUCACCCUGGCUCUGCAGCCCCUAAUAUCUCAACCUUCUUGGACUCUGAGUUCCGUUACAUCCUGUUUCCUGUUGCCUAUGGCAUCAUCUUCGUACUCGGCCUCCUUGCUAACGCCUAUGUGUUGUUUGUCAUGCGGAACCUGCGUAAACUCAAAAGAAUGGGUGAAAUCUUUAUCUACAUGACAAACCUAACCGUCGCCGACCUCCUUUUUGUGUCUGCCCUGCCCUUCUGGAUCGGCUACUACAGCCGUCAUGGUCACUGGGUCUACAGUGACUUCAUGUGUCGAUUGACCGGGUCAUUUUUCUUCAUCAACACCUACUGCUCCAUCCUCUUCCUCGGGGCCAUCACUGUAAACCGGCACUGGGCAGUGGUCAGGCCUCUGGAUGCAGCCUCUUCAGAUCACAGAUGUCGUGGCAUCGUUGUGUGCAUCAUAAUCUGGGGACUGACCAUAUCCAUGGCCAUUCCUUCCCUGAUGAAUCCAGGGAUCCAGACCGACCAAAACAACAUCACUCGCUGCUUUGAGGGAUUUCAAAAUCAAACCGAUAACGAGAAAAAGUUAAUAGCGGCCAUACAUUUAGUGAUCAUCGCAGCGUUUUUUGUCGUCUUUUUUCUCAUCGUGGUGUGCAACUCCCUUACUGCUCGGGCCUUAGUUUUUGGAAAUACUCCCCAGUGCAGUACCAGGUCUAAGUCCUCCUUGUCCAGAAAGUCCAGAGCCCUGCAGACGCUGCUGGCAGUGGUCGCUGUCUUUGCACUGUGUUUCCUUCCCCACCAUGUCAUCCAGGGCCCCUGGACACUGGCAGUCUUGCAGAUUCAAAAGGGCUGGGGCCAGGUGGACUGGGACCAGAACACUCUUCAGGCUCUCAACGACACUCAUCAGAUCACGUUGCUUUUCAUGGGUCUCAACUGCCUCUUGGACCCUGUCGUCUACUUUUUUGCCACAACCAGGUUCAGGAAAUACAUCAUGGCCCAUAUUAAAAAGAUUGGGAAGGGAGAGGGCUGCUCCCAGACGGCCGUCACAGAUAUGUCCUUGGAGAGCAGGAAGCAAAGCCUGGCAGAUCAGAGCCUUCGCCAACAUCCUGGCCACAAACUGGCCGAUGGAAAUAUCUGUAACUAAGUAUAAAAUACUGAGGAUAACAGAUCUGAGGUUGCGUGGGAAAUGAGAAAAAAGCAGAAGUUUCAUAAACGGAAGGCCUGUUUGUGUCUCUCUGUGAGGACAUUUCAUGAAGGAGACGAGACGUGUCUUGCUCAGAGAAUUUCACCAACUUCAAAACAAUGGAAAUGUCCAUCUCAUAAAUCACAACAAACAACAUGUAUGGACCCUGAGGGCGGCUCCUCAGGCAUUCAGGGAGCAGCUUCCACUCAAGAUUCUUCAAGAACUCUGUCACUGUUAAUGACUUACAACAGUGUAAUCUUUUAUGAGACACUCGACUCCUGUACAUUUAGACCUCUGUCUUUAUGAGUCAUACGUGAUAUUGUGAAACCCAGGAACUGCAGGUGAUGAUGUGUGAGGAACGGCAUUUUUCUCCUCGGGGAUCUCAUAUGUGACACACACUCCUCGGUUAGAUGAUUAGAUACAACAGUUUGACUGCUCAGACUGCAGCGAUAAUCAACUGUUGGCUCGUGGGCCAAAUCCAGUGUGCCGAACCAUCCAAUCCUGCUCACAACUGGAGUCCAAAAUAAACAUUCAAUACUUUUUUUUUGAGUAAAG
Molecule: messenger RNA, 1898 nt
Organism: Cynoglossus semilaevis (tongue sole)
Lineage: Eukaryota; Metazoa; Chordata; Actinopteri; Pleuronectiformes; Cynoglossidae
Gene: ptafr
Product: platelet-activating factor receptor
Exons: 2
Coding region: 132-1304 (390 amino acids)
Biological process (GO): G protein-coupled receptor signaling pathway; chemotaxis
Cellular component (GO): membrane
Molecular function (GO): G protein-coupled purinergic nucleotide receptor activity; platelet activating factor receptor activity
Source: RefSeq, a predicted model, not a curated record